AUGCAAUAAUACGAUUAAGACAUAGAGGAUGAUAGUAAUAAAAUUUAUAAUAACUUACAGUCUCUGACAAUACUUCCUAUGAUGAAUCUCCUUUUAAACGAUGUAUGACAGCUCCUCCAAGACCUUUAACAGAAUUAGAAGAAUUUAAGAGGUAAAUUCUCUUAAUAAUUAUCAAUUCUUAUUAGAUUGAGAGAAUAUUAGCUCUUAGAGAAAGCUCAUAGAUUAUCAAGUCUGCUUGUUUAAAGAGAUUUUCAUAAAUACGAUUUAGACAACCCUGAAGGAUAAAAGGGCUGCAAAAAAUUUUUAUAAAAUCUCGAAAAAAUGUGUGAAGUAAAAAUAUCAGUUUCAUUAAAUAGGCAUAUGAUAUUAAAGCUGAAUCUCGUGAAUAUAGGAAUCAAUUUUCAAAGGCAUACAAAAUACUUUACACAUAAGACAAAUUAUGCUAUUUGACAGAAAUUCUCGACAGUGCUUAAGAAGGUUUAUCUAUUUAAUUAUUUUCAAUAGGUUUUCCUUAUCUAUGGGUGAAUUCAGAGAAAUACUCAUUCACAGCAGAGGUUUUGGAGGCUGGCAGUAAACUAGUAGAAGGAUUUUAUAGAGUGCAACAUGUCAUAAGACAUAUGUAUACAAGCACUUUAUAAGAGAGUCCAGAUUUUAGUAUCUCUAAAAUAAAAUUAGAGAUUAAAUUUCUCUUAGAGAAUUUUGAUGAAACAUGGGUUAAUUUUGAAAAAGUAAAAAGAUAUAUGAUGUAAAAUAGUUGUAUGUAAAGGAAUUGAUGGAAAUUGAAGCAAAGGCUCGUAGAUUUAUUUUUCAAGCUAUUGCAAUUGAUAAAGAUAUGUAAUCAAUAGAGAUUCGAGAAAAAUUAAGAGGAAAGAUUUUGGUUACUAGUGAUCAUUAUAUUUAAUUAAAGACAUAAGUAUUAUAAAUAACAUAUUUAGUUUUGCAAAGUAAUAGCAAAAAUAAACUCAGUAGCAAAUGUAGAAGGAAAGGGCAGAGACGAUUUAGGAGUUAAUAUAUUAUUAGAAGCAGAGGGUAUUACAAGAAGGGUUACUAAAGAAUAAUCAAAAGCUGUAAGAACUUUAGCUGAUAGUAUAAAAACAAAGUAUUGUUAUGACAAAAUAUCAGUUUUUAAAAAUUUCGAGAGUAGAUGAGAAAAUAUGAGAGUAAUAUUGAAAUGGUGGAUCCUUAAUUAAAAAAUAAUUCAGAAUUAGUUGAUUUAUUAAUUGAGUAUGAAACAUAAUGGGAAAAGGGAUUAUCUUAUUUGUUAGAGCCUAAAAAAUAUACAUAAUUAAUGUUAUUUUCUCAUAUUAUAGAGACAACAGCUGAAAAAUAUGUUUAAUUUUCAGAACAAUUAGAAUGUAGAGAUAGUGAUAUAUUUGUUACUAUUCCUUGUUUAAUAGUAUUAAAACAUUUAGAGAAUGAAGAUAAGAACAUUUGUAAGUAUUUUCUACCAAUGUUAAAUGAUGAAUCAUCAAAAAUAUAUAUGUAAUUUUAGGAAUUAAAGGAAAAUUUUCUAAAUUUUAGAAAUCAACAUACAAAACAAUAUGAAUAUUAUAACAUUUUAGAGAAGAAACUAUUAGGAAUUUAAUAAAAUGAUAUUUCUGAAGUGGAAACUUAAUAAAUAGAUAGAAUAAUGCAGAAGAUUAAAUUAUUAUCUAUUGAAAUACAGAGGUAUAACGUUAUUGAAUGGAAUUCCUUCAUUGACGCAGCAAUUAACAAUAUCUGA
This is a messenger RNA of Paramecium pentaurelia, 1723 nucleotides long. The record is from the annotation of a GenBank genome assembly. NCBI's taxonomy places the organism in Eukaryota, Ciliophora, Oligohymenophorea, Peniculida, Parameciidae.